Messenger RNA from Olea europaea var. sylvestris, 1590 nucleotides. RefSeq lists its product as uncharacterized. NCBI's taxonomy places the organism in Eukaryota, Viridiplantae, Streptophyta, Magnoliopsida, Lamiales, Oleaceae. The coding region runs from base 906 to 1574 and encodes 222 amino acids. The record is from RefSeq and is a predicted model, not a curated record. The transcript has 2 exons.
UUCACUUGCCUUUCUUGGAUUUUUAUUGCCUUUUCAUUUCGGUGCAAGUUUACCUCCUUUUCUGUGAGAUCCUGUAGUAUUAGCAUGUUGGAUUGUGAUUUCACGGGCUUGCAAUUCGGUGUCUUAUCUAUCUGUGAACCAGAGUUCCCGGUAGAACUUCAAGAUAUUUGAAAUAAGUGUAGUUCUGAGCUUGGUACUUACGUUAAGACCGAGAGGGACUUCUACUUUUUUCUUAAAACAUGCGUAAUCUGUAGUUCAGAACAUCUUUAUCAGCAUCUUUGUCAGAUGUGUCUGAGGUCUAGACUAAUUUUUUAACCAUUUGCCAUUACACUAGAUGCAUUAUUAGGUUAAUGAUAAUGAUGGAUUUUGAUCUUUCUCCUAUGCCUCUUUUCUGAUGUGCUUGUCGUACUGAUGUUCCAUUUUGUUGUAAAAUUCAACAUCUAACAAUAGAAGACAUGUUUUGAGAGCGUAAGCUAUCCUGAAUGGAUGUUGCCUUAUUUCUUCUUCUGUGACCAAGGCAUGGACACCAUGUCAUAUCCACAUUUUGUUAUCACAUAUUUUUGAAUUGAUAUUUGCUAAUUAAUGCUUUGUCUGUCAUUGCACCUUGUCCGUCUUUCUUCUUCUAUGACCAAGGCUUGCAUGUUUAUAAGAACUAUUACAUUUUCCUUUUGAAUUUUCUGGCUGUCUUUGGUAAUUUCAUAUUAUAUUGAUGUCUUGAUCUUUUUAUAGCUUGAUUUCCCAGAAGAUGUUAUUCUGCCGAAAUCAUUGUAGCAUUUGAUAUCCACGUACAUCUUUUUGGCCUGUAGGAAGGAGAUACUGAUUCCAUCUUCACACCUGAGGCGGAAUCCCAGGACUUUCUUCAGACAAUUGGAAGUGCUAAUGGUUCUACGAGGGAACAAAUACUAAUGCAGUUAGAUGCUGCAUCUGAUAGACGACUGCCAUCACACUUUUUUGAUAAAUCUCCUGUUGGCACCAAUGUUAUGGCUUCUGGUGAUAGCACUGGUGAGGGGAUUAUAUUGGAUAAGAUGAAUGGCCCUAAAGAUCAACUGAAAUUCAGAAUGAAUUCAGAUAAAGAAGCUUCUUUGGAGGAAAAUCUGGGCAACAGAGACGUAGACACGGAGAGCAGCAGUUGGCUUUUGAAACACAGUGAACAUCUGCACGAUGAUUCUAAAUACGUGGAGCCGAAAACAAUUUAUACUGGCACCAGUCGAGCAGUGCUCAGGAACGAUAGUGCUGAUGUAGUGCUUGCCAAGGAGAAUGGAUAUGGUGAAGGUUCCAAUGAGAGUGUCAUUCCUGAAAGGUACUUGUUCCCUGUUGAUCCACACAGUAUGAAUGGCUUGGGUCUCGUUAAUAAAUCCAUGCCCUGGAAAAUUCAUCCAGAAGAUGAUAAAGUACCGGACCUUGAGCUUGCACUAGGAGCUGAAAGAAAACCAUUGCCUCAGGGCAUACCACCCUUUUUGGUUGGGAAAGUGGAGAAGAAGAUAAAGGAGGAGCAUCAUCUCCUCAAGGCUGCAAGCAAGGCAGAUGAUGAUGCGUCAGCAUCUCUCUCCCUCUCUCUUUCUUUCUCGUCAUGAUAUUAUUAUCAUUAUA